Messenger RNA from Boeremia exigua, 6513 nucleotides. RefSeq names its product acyl transferase domain-containing protein. NCBI's taxonomy places the organism in Eukaryota, Fungi, Ascomycota, Dothideomycetes, Pleosporales, Didymellaceae. Gene Ontology annotation, biological process: long-chain fatty acid biosynthetic process. The record is from RefSeq and is a predicted model, not a curated record. Gene Ontology annotation, cellular component: fatty acid synthase complex. The transcript has 4 exons. Gene Ontology annotation, molecular function: [acyl-carrier-protein] S-acetyltransferase activity; [acyl-carrier-protein] S-malonyltransferase activity; enoyl-[acyl-carrier-protein] reductase (NADH) activity. The coding region runs from base 99 to 6344 and encodes 2081 amino acids.
AGACGCACCGCACCUUCCUGUGCACCUUGUUCAUUUAAUAUUUCUGUAAUUUAGUCCGGAGUCGUCUUUGAAGCUUUUCAGGCGUCAAAUCAGCCACCAUGUACGGAUCAGGCCAGCAGACCGGCAUCUCCACGCCGCGCUCUGCAGCAAAUCUGCGCCCGCUCAUCCUCACCCACGGCUCGCUCGAGUACACCCUCCUCAUCCCGACCGCCCUGCACUUCAAUGCACAGCAAUUGAGGGACACCUUCAAGCAGACUCUGCCCGAGCCCACAGACGAACUUGCACAGGAUGACGAGCCCUCAUCGGUCGUCGAGCUGGUUGCACGCUACCUCGGCUUCAUUGCCAAGGAGGUAGAGGAAGGCGAGGAUCCCGACUCUUUCGAGGAGGUCCUUAAGCUGGUUCUCACCGAGUUCGAGCGCGCCUUCCUGCGGGGCAACGAGGUGCAUGCGCUGGCCGCAACUCUGCCAGGCAUCACGGAGAAGAAGCUGGAGACGGUACGGUCAUACUACGCAGCUCGCGCCGCUGUCGAGAGGCCUAUCAAACACCAUGAGUCAGCCCUCUUCCGCGAGGCUGUGGACGAGAAUGCCUUCAUCUAUGCUGUUCUGGGCGGCCAGGGCAACAUCGAGGAGUACUUCGAUGAGCUUCGGGAAAUUUACAACACAUACCCCUCGUUUGUCGAGGAUUUCAUUGCGGCUGAGGCACAACAUCUGCUUACUCUGUCUCGGGAUCCACGAGCGGAGAAGCUCUACUCAAAGGGGUUGGACGUUAUGCGCUGGUUGAACAACCGCGAGGCUCAACCGGACACCGAUUAUCUCGUCUCAGCCCCUGUCAGCUUACCUCUGAUUGGUCUUACACAGCUCGCCCACUACGUCGUUACCUGCAGAGUGCUCGGUAGCCACCCUGGUCACAUCCGCAGCCGUUUUGCCGGUGUCACUGGCCACUCCCAGGGUGUUGUCACAGCUGCCGCUAUUGCGGAAGCAAAGAACUGGGAGACUUUUGAGAAGUCUGCCAAGAAAGCGAUUGAGAUCCUCUUCUGGAUUGGUACACGCAGUCAGCAGGCCUUCCCAAGGACCUCUCUUUCGCCCAAUGUCCUGCAGGACUCGAUCGACAACAGCGAGGGUACCCCAACCCCCAUGUUGUCGAUCCGCGAUCUGUCCCGCAAGGCUGUCCAGGAUCACAUUGAUGCAACAAACGCACAUCUGCCCCAAGACAGGCACAUCGCCAUCUCUCUGGUGAACAGCGCGCGCAACUUUGUCGUCACAGGUCCGCCGAUUUCUCUGUACGGUCUCAACCUUCGUCUACGCAAGGUCAAGGCCCCUACUGGUCUCGAUCAGACGAGGAUUCCCUUCACGGAGCGCAAGGUUCGCUUUGUCAACCGCUUCCUCCCCAUCACCGCACCAUUCCACAGCCCAUACCUUGCCGAAGCGGCAAAGCAGCUGGAGGAUGACCUCAAGGACAUCAAGAUCGCUGCGAGCGAUCUUGGUAUACCUAUGUACAGCACACACACUGGUCUGGACAUCCGUGAGGAGGGUCCUGAGGACAUCGUCCCUUCUCUCGUGAGAAUGAUCACCAGCGAGCCAGUGGAGUGGGAGAAGGCUACAGUCUUCCCAAACGCUACCCACAUCCUCGACUUCGGUCCCGGUGGCAUCUCCGGUCUUGGUGUGCUAACCAACCGCAACAAGGAGGGAACCGGUGUUCGUGUCAUUCUUGCUGGAGCAAUUGAUGGACAAAACCCCGAAGUCGGCUAUAAGCCUGAAAUUUUUGACCGCGACUUCGAGCAUGCCGUCACAUAUGCUGUCGACUGGGUCAAGGAACAUGGCCCGAAGCUCGUCAAGACAUCCAGCGGCAAGACAUACGUUGACACUAAGAUGAGUCGCGUUCUCGGCUUGCCUCCCGUUAUGGUUGCUGGUAUGACACCUUGUACCGUGCCCUGGGACUUUGUUGCAGCCACCAUGAAUGCUGGCUACGAGAUCGAGCUUGCCGGUGGAGGCUACUACAAUGAGAAAACCAUGACCGAGGCCAUCACAAAGGUUGAGAAGAACAUCCCUGCUGGUCGUGGUAUCACCGUUAACCUGAUUUACGUUAACCCCCGUGCCAUGGGCUGGCAAAUCCCCCUUCUGGCCAAGCUUAGGGCUGAUGGCGUGCCAAUUGAGGGUCUGACCAUCGGUGCUGGUGUGCCCUCUAUUGAAGUGGCCAACGAGUACAUUGAGACUCUGGGAAUUAAGCACAUCGCUUUCAAGCCUGGCUCCGUCGAGGCUAUCCAGGCGACCAUCAACAUCGCUAAGGCGAACCCCACUUUCCCGGUUCUGCUUCAGUGGACUGGAGGCCGAGGUGGUGGCCACCACUCGUUCGAGGAUUUCCACCAGCCUAUUCUCCAGAUGUAUGGCCGUCUUCGCAAGUGCGACAAUCUCAUCCUUGUUGCCGGUUCCGGUUUUGGUGGUGCCGAGGAUACCUACCCCUACCUCACCGGUAGCUGGUCGACCAAGUUUGGGUACCCUCCCAUGCCCUAUGAUGGAUGUUUAUUCGGCAGUCGUGUGAUGACUGCCAAGGAGGCGUACACUUCCCCUUCUGCCAAGCAGGCCAUAGUCGACGCACCUGGUCUGGACGACGCUGACUGGGAGAAGACCUACAAGGGCCCUGCUGGUGGUGUCAUCACUGUCCGUUCUGAGAUGGGUGAGCCAAUCCACAAGCUCGCGACUCGCGGUGUCAUCUUCUGGCACGAGAUGGAUCAGAAGAUCUUUGCUCUGGACAAGGCCAAGCGUAUCCCCGAGCUCAAGAAGAUGCGCGAACACAUCAUCAAGAAGCUCAACGAGGACUUCCAGAAAGUAUGGUUCGGCAGGAACAAGAAGGGCGAGUCGGUUGACCUCGAAGACAUGACCUAUUCCGAGGUUGUCCAGCGCAUGGUAGAUCUCAUGUACGUCAAGCACCAGUCUCGCUGGAUCGAUCAGAGCUUGAAGCGACUCACCGGUGAUUUCAUUCGCCGAGUUGAAGAGCGUUUCAGCAAGUCUGGCGGCGAAUCCAUCAUUCAGAGCUACGAUGAGCUCAACGAUCCGUUCCCAACUCUGGAACAAGUCUUCAAGACUUACCCCGAGGCUGAUCAGCAAUUGAUCAACGCUCAAGAUGUUCAGCACUUCCUGCUCCUUUGCCAGCGCCGUGGACAGAAGCCUGUGCCGUUUGUUCCUUGCCUCGAUGACACAUUCGAAUUUUUCUUCAAGAAGGACUCACUGUGGCAGUCUGAGGAUAUCGAAGCCGUGGUCGAUCAGGAUGUCGGCAGGACCUGUAUUCUGCAGGGUCCCAUGUCUGUCAAAUACUCCACCAAGGUUGAUGAGCCAAUCAAGGAGAUUCUCGACGGUGUUCACGAUGGCCACAUCAAGUACUUGUUGCGCGAUAUCUAUGGCGAUGAUGAGUCCAAGGUGCCUGUGGUCGAGUACUUCGGCAGCAAGCUCCUUGCAGCUUCAGAGGCUCUGGAAGUCGAUGGUCUCACCGUAUCUCAGCUCGAGAACAAGACCAUCUACCGCUUGUCGCCGGCGCCAAACGCGACCUUGCCCGAGGUUCCGUCAUGGCUGCAACUCCUUGCUGGUACCACAUAUUCGUGGAGACAUGCUUUCUUCACUACCGAUGUUUUCGUUCAAGGCCAGCGUUUCCAGACCAACCCGACAGCUAGGAUCUUUGCUCCCAUCCCUGGCAUGAUCGUGGAGAUUACCAACCCCAACGAUCCCAGUACGACUUCGAUCACCGUAAAGGAAUUGCACCACGGCGCAAAGUAUGUCAAGACCGUGGAUGUCAGCAUGAAGAACAACGAGAUUUUGCUCAACAUGUACGAGGAGCGCACUGCUCUCGGGUCUGCUGUUGCUCUUCCGUUCCGCUUCACUUAUCGCCCUGAUGUUGGAUAUGCACCUAUCCAUGAGGUUAUGGACGCACGUAACGACCGCAUCAAGGACUUCUACUACAAGAUCUGGUUUGGUGACGAAGCCUGUCCCUUCGAUGCUUCUGUGACCUCCCGCUUUGACGGUGGCCGUGCCACUGUUACAAGCGAAGCCAUCAACGACUUCGUCCACGCAGUCGGCAACACUGGUGAAGCCUUUGUCGACCGUCCUGGCAAGGAAGUCUUUGCUCCCAUGGACUUUGCCAUCGUUGUUGGCUGGAAGGCGAUCACCAAGCCAAUCUUUCCUCGUGCCAUUGAUGGUGACCUGCUCAAGCUGGUUCAUCUUUCUAACGGCUUCCGUAUGAUCCCUGGUGCGGAGCCCUUGAAGAAGGGCGACGUUCUUGACACCACCGCUCAAAUCAAUGCUGUCAUCAACCAAGAGUCCGGCAAGAUGGUCGAGGUGUGUGGCACAAUUACUCGUGAUGGUGCACCCGUUAUGGAGGUUACCAGCCAGUUCUUGUACCGCGGCGCGUACAGCGAUUUCGAGAACACAUUCCAAAGGAAGACAGAGAAACCUAUGCAAUUGCCAUUGGCUACCAGCAAGGAUGUUGCUAUCUUGCGAUCAAAGGAGUGGUUCAACUUCGAGGAGCCUGAGAUUGACCUUCUUGGCAAAACUCUGAUUUUCAAGCUGGCAACUUUCCAAAAGUACAAGAACAAGACCAUUUUCUCCGAGAUCGAGACCAUUGGGGAGGUCCUGCUUGAGCUCCCAACCAAGGAACUCAUCCAGAUCGCAUCUGUCAACUACCAGUCUGGGACAGCACACGGUAACCCUGUGAUUGACUACCUGGAGCGCAACGGUUCUACAAUCGACCAGCCAGUCAAUUUCGAGAACCCCAUUCCCCUGCACGGUAAAGCGCCAUUGACGCUGAGGGCACCUGCGUCCAACGAGAACUACGCCCGUGUAUCCGGCGACUACAACCCUAUUCACGUCUCCCGUGUCUUCGCCAGCUAUGCCAACCUGCCUGGUACCAUCACCCAUGGCAUGUACUCCAGUGCUGCCGUUAGGAGCCUGGUCGAGACCUGGGCUGCUGAGAACAAUGUUGGCCGCGUAAGGAGUUACCACGUCAACCUUGUGGGUAUGGUUCUUCCCGACGAUAUGCUCGAUGUCAAGCUUCAGCACGUCGGUAUGGUCUCCGGUCGCAAGAUCAUCAAAAUCGAGGUCAGUAAUCAGGAGACAGAGGAUAAGGUUCUUCUCGGUGAAGCCGAGGUUGAGCAGCCUACAACAUCCUAUGUCUUUACCGGUCAAGGUUCUCAGGAACAAGGCAUGGGAAUGGAUCUGUACAACAGCAGCCCCGUUGCCAAGGAGGUCUGGGACCGUGCCGAUAAGCACUUCAUGGACAACUAUGGCUUUGCCAUCACCAACAUUGUCAAGAACAACCCCAAGGAGCUCACCAUUCACUUUGGUGGCCCUCGUGGAAAGGCUAUUCGUCAGAAUUACAUUUCCAUGACCUUUGAGACAGUCAGUGCCGAUGGAUCAAUCAAGUCCGAAAAGAUCUUCAAGGAGAUUGACGAGAGCACAACUUCGUACACAUAUCGCUCGCCUACCGGUCUGCUGUCAGCAACUCAGUUCACACAGCCAGCCCUCACACUUAUGGAGAAGGCCUCAUUCGAAGACAUGCGCUCCAAGGGUCUCGUGCAGCGCGACAGCACUUUCGCUGGCCACUCGCUCGGAGAGUACAGCGCGCUUGCUGCGCUUGCCGAGGUCAUGCCCAUCGAGAGCUUGGUUUCUGUUGUGUUCUACCGCGGUCUCACCAUGCAGGUCGCUGUCGAGCGUGAUGAGGCUGGCCGUUCCAACUACUCCAUGUGCGCUGUCAAUCCCAGCAGGAUCUCCAAGACCUUCAACGAGCAAGCUCUUCAGUACGUUGUUGAGAACAUCGCGGAGACAACUGGCUGGCUCCUCGAGAUCGUCAACUACAACAUCGCCAACAUGCAGUACGUCGCUGCUGGUGAUCUUCGUGCUCUGGACACCCUCACCGGUGUGACAAACUACCUCAAGCAGCAAAAGAUCGAUAUCCAGUCUCUGAUGCAGAGUCUGUCCAUGGAAGACGUCAAGGCUCAUCUGGUUGAGAUCAUCAAGGGCUGCGCCGAGCAGACUGAGGCUAAGCCCAAGCCUCUCGACCUCCAGCGUGGAUUCGCUACCAUCCCGCUCAAGGGCAUUGAUGUUCCCUUCCACAGCACCUUCUUGCGCUCCGGCGUGAAGCCCUUCCGAAGCUUUUUACUGAAGAAGAUCCACAAGACAUCCAUCGACCCCUCAAAGCUGGUCGGGAAAUACAUACCCAACGUCACUGCGAAGCCGUUCGCGUUGACUAAGGAGUACUUUGAGGAUGUGUACAAGCUCACAAACUCGCCUAAGAUUGGCAACAUUCUUGCCAACUGGGAGAAGUACGAGGAGAAGGAGGAGACCACUGCGUCCGCAUAGAGUCGUUGAGCUAUCGGGAUUUGGGCGUUGUAACGGCCGUUUGCUUAGACUUUUGAUAUCCGUUGUAGAAACAAGCAGUCUUAUAUCGAGACUUUAGAGUGAAGAUUUUAGUACAAACUAGUAAUUGACAUUUUCAUGUUACUUCGUUCGCCGUUCCUUGAGUUGUGAU